Molecule: messenger RNA, 1917 nt
Organism: Acanthosepion pharaonis
Lineage: Eukaryota; Metazoa; Mollusca; Cephalopoda; Sepiida; Sepiidae
Source: the annotation of a GenBank genome assembly
AUGGCGUUGUCUGGAAAUUGUAGAUUUUGGAUUAUUACAGGUGUGCUUUUUUUUACUUUAUUUAGUAUCAGUCAGCAGGCUUGCAAAUUUCCUGAUUGGUAUCAUGGAGAAUUCUACUCUCAAGAGAAAGGACAAGGGAAGAAAACUUUUAUCCAGGAAGACCUUUGGGGAAACUUCAGAUGUCGUGAACUGAUUAUUAUGAAUGAAACUGUGAACAAACUGACUGGUGCCAAGAAUGCAAUUAUCAGUGUAACACACGAGAGUUGUCACAAAUGUAUCUACGUACUUUACAGGACAGAAAAUGUUUUGCAGUAUAAGUCAGGUGACUGUUUUACGUCAUCAGUUUCACUUGGCGAGCCAGGCAAAUGUCGUAUUUAUAGACCAGCUUCUGAUCAGCUAAUGACUUUAUAUCGUUUGAAAAUUCGAACGGUUAGCUGCAAGACAACGUUUGAAGGCAUGUACCAUUUCACAUAUGAAAUCAAUGAAGGAGGUGGUGGUAUUUGUAACAGCAAAGAUAGUAUCAUCAGAGCUUGUCAGGAACCUGGCUCCCCUUAUGUGGACAAUCAGCUGUUUUUAAUGACUUAUGGAAAAUGUAGAGGUGUGACAAACUCCAAAUUCCAACAGUUCCGUUUUCAAUGUAUGGGGAGUUGGUAUGGAGAUGAUGGCUUCAUGUAUGCUGGUAUUGCUAAUACUGUAGCCAAUGAAGAUCGAGCCAGAUUUAAAUGUUUGUUAACCAAAAAAGAUCAGAAUCCAACAGACAACAAAUUUUUAUGGGUAAGGUCUCAAUACUCUGAAUGUUCUCUGCUAUCUGGUAUUUAUGAAGGUUACGAGAGGCUUGUUGUCCAGCCAGUUCCCCCUGUGACAUCAUAUGUGCAGCCUUCUUGCAAUUUGCCAACAAAUCUGACAGGGACCUGGUAUCAUGUUGGCGAAUACGACAGUGAUGUAGUAAUUAAUGACACCCACAUUUAUUUCAAAACCAAGUUUGAUGAAUUCAGCUAUGAAGAACAAUAUUUUUCCUGUCAACAGACCCUUGGAACUCGUUAUUUGAUGACUAAGAUUACAGUGGGCAAAUGUGAAAUGGAUUUUGUCUGUUUUGAUAUUCUCCCUCGUCAUCACAGCAUUGUCCGGUUUAGAAUUGGAAAACCAAAUCGAUUGACUCAGGAUGAAGAACAGGACAAAGAUUAUUUGCUGAAGAAAUUCCGACAAUCUUGCACUUGGCAAGCCUUUGUUCUCAACAGAGAUGAUUAUGACUGGAAAUAUGAUUACCUCAUUUUCAACCCUCCAACGCCUAUCCCCUGUCCUAUUGGUGGUCGUUACCGCUUUAUUCAAUUUGGCCAUGACAAUGAAAGAUACAAAACUCGUAUUCGAGGAGUUACAGACAAACCUCGUGUGCAAGUAGAUUGUCGUCAUAUAGAGAGUGAGGCAAAGUCCUGUACCAAAGAUAUGACAAAGAUGGAGAUUGAUGCUGAGUACUGUGAGACAGUGGAUUAUCGGGGACGGCCAAUUGGAGAAUACGAUGAGUCUGAUCAUGUGCUGAAAUGUGUCGGUUAUUGGAUGGAAGACCUUCGCUCUUAUCUAAUCACUUAUGAUGAUGAAGAUGCUGUAUCAAACUUCAGAUGUUGGGUGUAUGAACGUAUCACCUGGACAGAAGUCAUCUUGUCUCGAGGUGUCCGUGGGAAAUGCAAACGGAGUCAAACUGCACAUUCUUCUGAAGCUAGUGAUGGUGUCAGCUUGAAACUAGAAAUGCAUGAGUCUGAAAGACUUUAUGAUGAUUGUCCACAGCGUUUUGAUCCUGGAUAUGAUCCUUAUAAAAAACCAAUGACUAUUUAUGUCUUGAACAGCAGUUUCAAGAACACUGCCUUCUCUUUACUUGUUUUAAUCAUGGCUUUCGCUGCUCUGCUAAAUUUGAAUUUGUAA